AUGCACACGAUACAUUUUAGUGAGCUGGAUCUGGGCUUCUCGCCAAGGCUGAGCGAGGGCAAACCGCCUCUUGCCGAGGUGAAACGGUCCCUACGGUUGGUGCGAAUGUCAACCAUUAUCGGCUUUGCAGGCCUUAGUACCUGGCUUCUGGUUACUUGGCCGAUCCUAUCUCCGACAACAAAGGAAUUUUCAGACUGGAUUUUUGGGAUUCGCCUAUGGAAUCUUCUCGGACUGGCAGCCUGCAUAACUGUGCCCGUAGCGCUUGUCAUCACAAAGUACUUGAAUGUCCACAAAGAAAAGGACGAAGACGCAGAAAUUACAUCUCAAUCGACCAAGACUGAGAAGAGUAGCUUUUCUGCAAUACUUCGGUAA
This is a messenger RNA of Dibothriocephalus latus, 372 nucleotides long. NCBI's taxonomy places the organism in Eukaryota, Metazoa, Platyhelminthes, Cestoda, Diphyllobothriidea, Diphyllobothriidae. The record is from the annotation of a GenBank genome assembly.